AUGGGCCCCAGUUCUCCCUUCUGUUCAAAUGCGCGCCAGAAGGAAAACCAAUUUCAUUUCAAAAAAAUUGGGAAAGUGAAUAUUAGUACUCUCUCUCUUGCUCUCUCCCUCCGGAAUCUGUCCAAUACCCAACUCCACCGGAGCUUCUCAAAUACGCCCGGCCCACCACCGAUUGACCACCACCGGAGCUCCCAGAUGCGCCGGGCCACCACCACAGGAGUCCCCCACCGAUUGACCUGCCCACCACCACUGAUGCCGCACCACGACUCGCACCUAUUUUCUCCAACCACCACCGACGCACCGCACCACCACAAUCUCCUCUUUUCUCUCUCCUCCAUCUCACCCACCAUCUCUUCUCUCUCACAGCGAUUAUCAAUGUACCCGAGGCAGAAGACAUACGUGCAAGGAUUGGUUGAUACGGAAGAAAUGUUAAUUAUUCUCGUCUCUUAGCUGUGAAUAUAUUUGUGAUAGGUUUUUUUUUUUGUUUGGUGAGACGUUGAUGAUGGAUGAGUUAGGCAAUGCAACAAAAUUGGUUGUCUUUGUUUGAAUGUUUGGAUAGAGUUGGGAAAUUAGUCUUUGGAUAGUCACAUGUAUUUGUAAAAUUGCUUCUGUAGGUAGUUAGGAAUAUCAGUUAGUGUGGGAUGUAUUUAAAUUCUUUUGUAAUUGAUUUGGUUGAAAUUCUUCUGUGUUUUGUGAAAGAGUUACGAUUGAAUACAAGUAUUAAUAUAUUAU
This is a messenger RNA of Rhododendron vialii, 732 nucleotides long. RefSeq lists its product as uncharacterized. The record is from RefSeq and is a predicted model, not a curated record. Bases 1 to 450 code for a protein of 149 amino acids. NCBI's taxonomy places the organism in Eukaryota, Viridiplantae, Streptophyta, Magnoliopsida, Ericales, Ericaceae. The transcript has 2 exons.